AGCUCAACCGAUCUCGGGAUUUACGUCACGUACGCUGAGAGAUAUCAAUCUCCCGAAGUAAUCAUGUCAACGCAGCUGGCCGCGGCAGUCGCAGUCAUCCCGUUUACCUCCAAGGUCCUUGGGGAAGCACACCCAUUGUGGGCCGUGCACUCAUUUGAUCGCGUGAGUCACCUUGCUUCUCCUUAG
This is a messenger RNA of Trametes versicolor FP-101664 SS1, 186 nucleotides long. RefSeq lists its product as uncharacterized. The annotation marks the transcript as partial. Lineage: Eukaryota; Fungi; Basidiomycota; Agaricomycetes; Polyporales; Polyporaceae. The record is from RefSeq and is a predicted model, not a curated record. The transcript has a single exon.